This is a messenger RNA of Fimicolochytrium jonesii, 2024 nucleotides long. RefSeq lists its product as uncharacterized. The transcript has 3 exons. Bases 201 to 1682 code for a protein of 493 amino acids. The record is from RefSeq and is a predicted model, not a curated record. NCBI's taxonomy places the organism in Eukaryota, Fungi, Chytridiomycota, Chytridiomycetes, Spizellomycetales, Powellomycetaceae.
GGAAGCGUCCUGAGUUUCUGCUAUUGCAAAACGGCAUUAUAUCGUAUCCACACGUACCCAUCACCCGACCAACAGGACAUGUCCGGCGUGGCUUCCUUUCAAAAUCCCUUACGUUCAGCGUUCAACUGUUUCCCACAUCCUCCUCCUGCUCGCCUUUCAGAAACCUGCUUUCUCAACCUACAUCGCUCGAACGGCAGAGGAUGGUGCACACCGCGGGACGUUGGGCUGCACGCCCGGGGCUUCAACGCAUUUGCUUGCUGUGGAUUGGAAUGGUGACUUUGCUCGCGGGCACGGCAAAUGCGGAAUUGGCAGGGCUCACCACGCUAGAUGCCGAUGCCGUCUUCAAGACGACUGCAGCUCCCAUCAACUUUCUUGCAUACUCAAGCUCUGCAAUAAUGUCGUACGGGGAUGCUCAAUAUGCCACUUGGUAUGGGAACAAUGGCAACGGCACGUACCAGGGCAUGAUUGCCAGGCGAAGGCUGCAUCCCGUGGGCAACUGGGAGAUCACUACUCUGCCAUUCAGCAUAACUUCGUCCGGUUUCGCCGACUCCCGAAACAGUCUCUCGAUGGGAAUCUCCCCCGGCGAUGGCCGGAUCCAUAUCACGUGGAAUUUGCACGACUCGAAGUUGUAUUACCUUGCGAGUGAGCAAAAUAUGGUCAAUCCGGUGGGAAUAGCACGGUCCUGGACCUCAAGCAGGUUCAACAGCCCCCGCAACGACCUCUUAGGUUUGGUCAUCGAGAACAACAUUGCCUAUUCAUACUUUGUGGCCAGCCCAGUUGGCAACCUUCAAAUGUUCUACCGCGUCGGUAGUUCUGUGAACGGCACGCUGAAUUUGGCCGAGUUCAACGGCAGCGUGCCGACCAAUACCAGUUGGACCAGACUCGGCCAGAUCGCAUCAAGCACCUAUGGCACCUACACAACGCCAAGUGGCAAAACGAGCGGCCCAACCGAUACCAGGGCCUUCUUCAUGCACGGGGCCACAUAUUCCACCACGAACGGCAAACUGCACAUCUACGGGACUUGGCGGGAGGGGAACAGCAGCUUGCAGUGUUCUAACACCGGUGUGGCAAACCACGACACCGUCUACGUGAACUCGGCCGACUACGGGAGAACAUUCAGAGCUGCCAGCGGGUUACUGAUAUCCACUACUGGGCAGACCACGGGCACGCUUACGGUGGACGAUGCGAGUACGAUCAUUGAUACCUUGGGCCCCGAUUACGGGCUUACGAACCAAGAGUCGCAGGUCGUGGACAGCAAGGGGGCGCCUUUCGUGUUGAUCUCGUACGUUCCCGGCCGGUUCACCUCCUGCGUGACCGAUUUCGUAGCAAAUCGAACCUCCUACGCUCGUAACUUCCUCAUCCGGAAAGUCGGAACCAACGCGUUCAACAAAACGGAGAUCCCGUUCGCCCUGAACUCCUCGAUGCGCUCCCAGCUGGUCCUCGACAAGAGCGAUAACGCGUAUGUUGUGAGGCCGGAUUUCAAGAUCCUGCGCGCCACGGCCGCGUCGCUGUAUAGCGAUUGGACCGUCCUGUUCAACUUCGCAGACGUUUCCGUAUACCCGUUCAGCGAGCCUACGAUCGAUAAAUCACGAGCGGCUUCCGACCAGAUCCUUUCCAUUCUAUUCCAGACCCCGAACGGAAUCCAGGUGGCGGAUGUCGCCAUGAAGCCUAAGGAAGUUUAGCGAUAGGGAUGUUUCUGCUUAUACCCCGGUUUUCCUUUUCUUCUUCUGUUAUUUCUUUUUUGCAGAGUUUAGUUUAGACAUUUAGCACAUCACGGUUAGCUCUCGGUUUGGCCCUCGUUUUGCGUGGUAAACAUGCUAAGCAAACCCUUACAUCGGGCCCCGUUCAAUUCUUAACUCAGCCACCCAUAGGUGUUUGUUAAACAGACACUCUCAUAACCUUUUGUGUUCCGAUGGACCCAUUCCCGCUGCAGCCGUUCGCAAAGGGCAACGGAAGCUGGUAUGUUCAACAUAACGCGUCAAGGGAAAGGCCAGUGCUUAUGCCAACGCGUUCAACAGCAGAGG